UUAGAAGUUAUGGUAAGUUUCAGCUGUUGAAAGCAAAUGAAAUCAAUUUAUUCACGUUUUUGUUGCUUCGAAGAUUUAUUAUUUUGAUGAUUUUGAUGAAAAAUGUUGAUCAAUAAAAUUUGUAAGUUAACUUGUAAUUAUGGACAUACAUUCAAUAGAUUUAUAUCUACCACAUCGAUAAAGAUGGUCCGAAAAUUGGUCAUUGAGGAAAAUGAUAAUGUUACUGUGGUCAAAGGAGUUGAAAUCGAUUCUGAUAGGAAGCAAAGUUUGAUUCCAUCAGUUGAGAAGAAUCCGGCCUGUCCUCUGUGCAGAUUAAAUUUGAAGAAUCUUUCUUAUACGGAUAUUCUUAUAAUCGGACAAUUUGUCGACGAAAAUGGUAAAAUGAUGGCUCGGGAAGAUACAAGACUUUGUAAUCGCCAAUACGGAAUUGUCAAGCACCUAAUUCGUAAAGCUCAAACUUGCCGUUUAUUACCACGACCAAAAGAUUGGCCUGAAGCUGCUGGUACAUAUGAUAAGCUGAAUAGCUACUAUAUGUAUCCAUACAAAAGACGUGAUGACAUGUUUUGGACUGUCAAAGAUAAAUAUUGGAAAUAGUUUGAAAUUUGUAGCAUUAUGUAAAUAGAUUGUUAAUAGUAAACUUUUCUCCUCAAAAAUUUCAUGAUAGA
Molecule: messenger RNA, 665 nt
Organism: Tetranychus urticae (two-spotted spider mite)
Lineage: Eukaryota; Metazoa; Arthropoda; Arachnida; Trombidiformes; Tetranychidae
Product: large ribosomal subunit protein mL66
Biological process (GO): mitochondrial translation
Cellular component (GO): mitochondrial small ribosomal subunit; ribosome
Molecular function (GO): structural constituent of ribosome; small ribosomal subunit rRNA binding
Source: RefSeq, a predicted model, not a curated record